AUGUUUUUAAAGUUAUCUUUGUCUAAAUUAUCUAGUGAAUCAAAAGCCUCUAGUUCUAGUUCAUUUGAUUCUUUAAAAUCAAUAGGGUCAAGUCCAGUUUCUUCGGUUACUAUCACGUUAAAUCUUUCUUCAUUACCAAAAGUUAAUAGCAAUGAUGAUUUUAAUAGUAUUUUAUCUUUAAAUAAAGUUACCCCUCAAAAUGAUAACCUAUCCUUAUCUGCAACUUCACCUGUGUUUGUUCCCCUAGAAGAAUUAAAAUCUAGUAGUAGUAGCAUUCAACUUAAAAAUAUAGUUCCAGAUAAAAUUCAUAAUAAUGUUUUACCUUUAAUUAUAACUCCUCCAGUAGAAAUACCUUUACAAUUAUCUAAUUUGAACAAUCCUCUUUCAUUAGUUUAUUUUCAGGCAAUAACCUCUAGUAGUGACGCCUCACUUUUUCCUAACAAAAAUUCCCUUAAUAAUAAUAUUCGUAUAGUAUUCCCAUUUAUCGCCAUUCCUAAUCUGCCCAUGAUAUUUCUUGAAGAAGACUCAGAUGAGUCUAGUGAUUCAUGUUUCAAGUGGUAUACAUCUGCUUGGAAAAGAAAAAUUCCAGAGUAUAAGUAUAAUGAGAACGAUUCUGAUGCCGAUAGUGAAAUCGAUGAAAUUCAAAGACUGAUUAAGUUAAAGAAAGAAAAACUCAAGUUCCCUUCCACUAAAUGCUUAAAUGACUUGGCUGGAAAUGUUUAUUUUUGGGAAGAAGAAGUUAAGCCGGAUCUUCAUGGCUACAUCUCCAAAGAGAUUAGUAGAAGAGAAAAUUUUAAUUUAGAUACCCUAAAUGAAGAACAAGAUAAACAGCUUCAAGAUUUUUUAAAGUCUUAUUCAGCAUUAUUCGCGUGGGAAGGUCAUAGGUUAGGAUGUACAAAUUUAAUUAAGUAUAGCAUCAAUAUAGAGAACGCUUUCCCUAUUAAGCAUAAUCCAUAUUGGCAUUCACUUGCUAAAAAGAAAAUAAUUAAAACUGAAAUUGACCAAAUAUUAAAAGAAGGUACUUAUAUAACUUAUCCUAUCCAAAUCGAGAAUGAAGAAGAACUACAAAAUCAAAUUUUAUGA
This is a messenger RNA of Dentiscutata erythropus, 1083 nucleotides long. Lineage: Eukaryota; Fungi; Glomeromycota; Glomeromycetes; Diversisporales; Gigasporaceae. The record is from the annotation of a GenBank genome assembly.